Molecule: messenger RNA, 927 nt
Organism: Drosophila takahashii
Lineage: Eukaryota; Metazoa; Arthropoda; Insecta; Diptera; Drosophilidae
Source: RefSeq, a predicted model, not a curated record
UUUAAAAAAAAAGAGUUCUCACUCAGUUCCUAGCAUUAAUUCCGACUGGGCGGACAAGCCCGCACGAACACAAAAACAUAAAGCACCGUAACCGUAGCCCAUGUAGCAAUACCCAGCCAUCCAAAAGAAUUUGGUAAAUAUCAACAGCAACAUUCGCACCACAGGAUAGCCAGGAUUUACUAGGCAGUUAGCAGGAACAAGAAGAAUUUUUGCUAGGAAUUGGGAACCACAGACAACCGGGAACUGUAUACAAAUUUAACCCAUCAAGGAUGUCGCAAGUGAUGCAGAUGACCCGCCACGUGACCAGCUGGUUGGGCUGGACACCGGCAUCUUCGUGCGAUGGCCUGCCGGCGGCGGAGGAGGAGGACCCCAUCCAGGAGUCGUCCGGCUUUGUCACCGUCCUGAUUCUCUACCUGGGCAUGGCUGGCUUCUUUGCGGCCCUCAAUCUCUUUCCGCGGGACAAGCGGGAGCGACGGCAGGUGCAGCGGUUGGAGCGGCAGGGCAGGGAAAGUAGUUAUUCAUCCCUGCCCCUAACUUGGCUGGUCAACCUGACCUCGCUGAUCUGCGAGGUGGCUGCGCCCAGGCGUCCUUCCGUCUUUUUGCAGCAGCAGCGAUUGCGGAUGCGCCUGCUCCGGCAGAAGGAACAGGAGCUUGUGAUGGCGGCCGAGUGGCAGGAGCUUCCCACUUGGCAGGAUGUCCUCGAUGAUGAAGGGGAGGAGAAGGAGGAGGCGGAGGAGGAGCAGGUGGAGCAGCCGGUGGCUGCCAUCUGUCUCAUGCCAAAGCGCCAAAAGUCCACCUAUUUCGAUCUGCCCUCCGAAUCCGAAUAGCCAGAAUAACCAGGCAAAUCCAAAUCAUAUUGUGAGAUUCAGAAAAAAUAAAAUCCCAAUAAAUAAGCGAGUUUCUUGAUUGAUUUCGAGACAAUUGCAA